Neoarius graeffei (lesser salmon catfish) is the source of this 3039-nucleotide messenger RNA. RefSeq names its product mannose-6-phosphate receptor (cation dependent) (gene m6pr). Gene Ontology annotation, biological process: protein targeting to lysosome. Lineage: Eukaryota; Metazoa; Chordata; Actinopteri; Siluriformes; Ariidae. The record is from RefSeq and is a predicted model, not a curated record. The transcript has 7 exons. Gene Ontology annotation, molecular function: protein domain specific binding. Gene Ontology annotation, cellular component: Golgi apparatus; endosome; trans-Golgi network. The coding region runs from base 609 to 1409 and encodes 266 amino acids.
CCCUGUAGAACAGGAUAAAGCGGCUAGAGAUAAUGAGAUGAGAUGUAACUGUUAUGAAUGACAGCACCAUGUUCAGUGACCCCCAUUACAGAUUAGCAGAUACGAAAAGUCAGGUAGCCACAGCAGUCUAAAUUAAGCAGAUUAAAAGCUUAAUUUUCAUUUAUUCACAAAUUGGGUGUACUAAAGUGGGCAGUAAUCACAAACAUUCAAACUUUUCUAACGUGACUUAAAUUAGCUGUGAAAUGUAAUCUCCCACGGUCACUUUGGUAACGCCGACUUCCGCGUCAUGUGGCGUCACGUGGUUCGGUUUCACUUCCGCCUUUAGGAUUAACAAACUGAAUCAUGAGACUUUUCUUCUGUUUCCAGGUUUAAACCGGUGUGAAGUGAUUUACUGGAUAAAGUAUAUCCGGGUUUGAUUGCUUUAACGCUGUCUUAUGAAUAUGUGUGCACUUGUAUCGGUGCUCCAAGAUCUGAUUAAUCUGUAAUUAGCUUGCUAGUCAGGAAACAGGAACUUGCUAACUGCCUCAAGUCACCUUUAGCUAGUUUACUUUCAUAUUGCUGCAUCGUGCUUCAUACAUCAGCUUGGAAAACCCUCAAGGUUUUCAGUCAUGGCCAAACAUACAUGCUGGAGAUGGCUUGCUUUUCUUGUACUGAUGGCUACUGGAGCACAAGCAAGUCCCAACACGGACAGGUGCAAGUUGGUCAACGAGAACUCAUCUGAGAGAAAAGUGCUCCGUGUCCUGGAGCUCCUCACCAAUCAGAACUUUACUGCUCAAACCAAAGAGAAGGAGUACACCUACGUGUUCCAGGUGUGCGGCGAUGCAGAUGGGAUGAAGGAUGCCGGAGUGAUGCAGAGGGACAAGAACGGCAAGCAAGUGCUCAUUGGGAAUUACAGUUUAACACAGGCUGUUCAAGGAAGUGACUGGGUAAUGCUGAUGUACCAGGGUGGGGAGAAAUAUCAUCUACAUUGCUCACAGGAGGAAAGGAGAGCCAUGGUCAUGAUUUCCUGUGACAGAAGUAAGGUUGCGGGAUCGUUCACAGUGGUUAAGGAGGACAGAGACCGGGAAACUGAAUGUUUUUACUUGUUCGAGUUGGACUCCAGUGCUGUGUGUCCUGUGAUUGAAUCCAAACUCAGCACUGGAUCCAUACUUCUCAUUGUUCUGGUCUCCUGCUUGGCCGUCUACCUAAUUAUUGGAUUUCUCUAUCAGCGACUGAUCAUUGGAGCAAAAGGAGUCGAUCAGUUUCCAAACUAUGGCUUUUGGACAGAAAUAGGCAACUUGUCAGCUGAUGGAUGUGACUUUGUGUGCCGUUCCCGUGGCAGCAGAGAGGAACCUCCCACUUACAGGGGCGUGACUACUGAGCCGUUAGAAGAGCCAGAGGAAAGGGACGAUCAUUUGCUUCCAAUGUGAUCAUGGUGUGUGAUCGUGUGAGCUGAGCAGUGGGUUAUCAAGGCGUAGGCUAGGAAGGCUUCUCCAUGUGUCAGUUAUUUAGAGGAAGUACCUUCCUUAUGUAUUUUCCAUAUCGCUCUUAGACAUUUACAAGUAAAUGCUGUGCUUCAACAAAAAAUUUGUUUCUCCUUGUAAAUUUAAAAAAUAUGCAGCAGAACUGUUGACACCUUUCAUUUGUUUAGGACACAUAUUUUAGAACUGUCAUUAAUUUAAAAAGAUAAAGUUUGUUUGUUUUUUUUGAAUAGUAGACAUGUGCUCACAGAUGUCUAUGCUUUUAUUCGUUAAUUCAAAUCCUAUUUAUGCCCAAAGAAGCCUACACAUUGUAUUUCUAUGAAUUUGCUCAGUGGUUUAUUGUUACUCAUUAGUUGCAGUUGAUAUUUGAUAUUAAUGAUCUGACAGGUUUGUGCUACUGACCCACUAGGCUUUCCUGACUGUAAAUAUGGAUUAUGAUGAUUUAGUGGUUACUCCCACUUCUGAUGAUAUUGCUGUGCGCCACUGACGUGGCUGUAAGUGUUACUCAAUGAAACGGGGGGGAGGCCCUGAAGUAUACUUGCAAAGAUGACUUUCAACGUGUUACGCUUUUUAUUUUUUUUUAACACUUAGUGUUUCAGAAAAUGUGAUAUUAUUUGAGAUCUAAAUUUCCCAGAAACUACAUAGUCUAGGCAAAUGAAACUGACAGGCUUAAUGUUGCGCAAUAUAAGAUUUAUUCCUUAAAACUUGAAUGAGAAAUUCAAAGGUAUGUGGAUUCCAUUAAGGAUUUCACAAACUUUCAAUAUUCACGAACCCGCUCGACCGUCUCUUCCGAUGCUGGUGGUCGUCCAGAUCCUUUUGUCCUGCACAGACAGCCUUCCUCUUUGAAUUUAUUGUGCCGUGUCCAAAUCUGCAUUGCAGUUGGUGCGUUUUUAGAGAAUUCUCUCAUAAAUGCACGCUGCACAGUCUUGUUCAACUGUGUUCGAGCGUACUCUAACACACACAACGCCUUUUCUUUUCCAGUGAAUGGCAUUUCUAUACCUAAAAAGAUAAAAACAUUAAAAUUUUGACCUGUUUCCACACAUGCUGUUAAAAUUUGAGGUCAAUUGAAUGAGAAUUGGCAAAGUUAUUAGAUUGUGAAAUGAUAUCAAAAUUUUCCAAACACCCUCUGUAUAUUUAUUAUUAUUAUUAUUAUUGUUGUUUUUGUCAGAGUGGCUGGUGAGCCAAUGGCGAGGAUUACUAAAGGAAGUAUAGAGAAUAAAUACUUUGGAUACUGUAUGUGAUGAUGGAAAUUCUAAUGAUAAUUGUUUUCAGAUGACAAGGCUUUGUUUUUGCUCAAUUAAGACCAUCAAUGGAAAUUUACAGUGGAAUAUUAAAGUGUGUUUGGAAAGCAAAAAUAUAUGUUUACUGCAAAUAUUUGGAGAAUUAUCAAUUCUGUUGGUUUUAAUUUUUUUCCUUUUAUUGAUUUUUGUAGGUAUUUAAAUAAGAACUUGGGAUGGGAUUGCCCACUGCAGAGUAAGUUUGUGUUGUGAAUGUUUGUAGAAAGAAAUGGAAUUAAAUAGUAAAAUUUAAAAAGGUUUUUUUUUUUUUUUAAAUAAAGGGCACUUCCAAAGUUGUAUAA